Vespula pensylvanica (western yellowjacket) is the source of this 1609-nucleotide messenger RNA. Its product is annotated as myrosinase 1-like. NCBI's taxonomy places the organism in Eukaryota, Metazoa, Arthropoda, Insecta, Hymenoptera, Vespidae. The coding region runs from base 29 to 1558 and encodes 509 amino acids. Gene Ontology annotation, biological process: carbohydrate metabolic process. The transcript is spliced from 8 exons. The record is from RefSeq and is a predicted model, not a curated record. Gene Ontology annotation, molecular function: beta-glucosidase activity.
CAUUGUUAGUUGACCAGUGAACUUCGUAAUGAUUAUUAAAUGUUUCUUUUUUUUUAAAGUGAUGGUAUAUAUGUUGCUAGUAGCAAUAUCGAUACUGAAACAGACUGAAGCUCUCACGAAUGUGGAAUUUCCUGAUGGAUUUCAACUGGGAGUCGCUACUGCGUCUUAUCAAAUUGAAGGAGCUUGGAACACUAAUGGAAAAGGUGUUAAUACAUGGGAUAUAUUUACUCACAAUGGUGGAGGGGUGAUAAGAGACAACAGCAAUGGUGACGUAGCCUGUGAUUCGUAUCACAGAUAUAAAGAAGACGUGCAGUUAAUUAGCGACAUAGGUGCGGACUUCUAUCGAUUUUCACUUAGCUGGUCUCGAAUCUUGCCGAACGGUUUUUCUAACGUAAUAAACCAAGAUGGACUUAAUUAUUAUAAAAAUCUUAUCGACGAAUUACUCGCAAAAGGUAUUCAACCACACGUUUCAAUAUUUCAUUGGGAUCUUCCGGAAAAUAUGGAAAAAUUAGGUGGUUGGACUAACGAAUUAAUCAUUGAUUAUUUUGUUGACUACGCAAGAAUCGUUUUCAGAGAGCUCGGUCCUAAAGUAAAACUUUUCUAUACCUUAAAUGAACCAGCUGUAUUUUGUGGAGAAGGUUAUGGUUUACAUACGAAAGCUCCUGGAAAAAAUAUAACUGGAAUUGGAUCUUAUUUGUGCAUGCACAAUGCAUUGAAAGCUCACGCCAAGGUAUAUCAUAUGUACGACGAAGAAUUCAGAUCUGAACAAAAAGGAUUGAUCUCUAUCGUCAUAUCGUCAUCCGCGUAUUUCGCCAAGAAUGAAAAUAAUUUGGCAGCAGAGGAUAUAGCCUUCCAAUUUAUUUGUGGCUGGGUAGGUCAUCCAAUUUAUUCGAAAACUGGUGAUUAUCCCCAAGUAAUGAAGAAUCGUAUAGCAGAAAAUAGUAGGAUUCAAGGAUACUCGAAAUCAAGAUUGCCUGAAUUCACGCCGGAAUGGAUUGAAUAUAUACGAGGAACUUCAGACUUUUUUGCCUUAAAUCAUUAUACUUCUAAUCUCGUUGAAAUUGUACCGAAGGGACCGAACGAUACUUGGUAUAGAGAUAGCGGAAUUAAAUUCAGCUACGAUCCGAAAUGGCCAUCCUCUGGUUCGUCAUGGUUAAAGAUAGUUCCUGAGGGAUUUAGAAAGAUUCUUAAUGCGAUAAAAAAUGAAUACAACAAUCCACCGGUUAUUAUUACGGAAAAUGGUGUUUCCGACGAUGGUAAAUUGUCGGACAAAAUAAGAAUUAACUAUUUUUCUGAGUAUCUCAAGGCUAUGCUGCAAGCUAUAUACGAAGAUGGUUGUAACAUCAAAGGUUAUACAGUUUGGAGUUUGAUAGACAAUUUUGAAUGGGAAAAUGGUUACAUUGAAAAGUUCGGUCUUGUCCAAAUUGAUUUCGCAUCUCCCAACAAAACGAGAACUCCCAAAAUGUCAAUGGAGUGGUAUAAAAACGUAAUUAAACAACGAAAAAUAACUAAUUUUGCACCAAAUACAAACGAAUACGAUGUCGUAUCUGUUCGUUAAUGGAAAAUAUGUAUUUUUUUUUAAGUAAAAUAUUAUAAUUUGUUAUUAUAA